This is a messenger RNA of Girardinichthys multiradiatus, 3762 nucleotides long. It is a transcript of the gene crebrf, whose product is annotated as creb3 regulatory factor. NCBI's taxonomy places the organism in Eukaryota, Metazoa, Chordata, Actinopteri, Cyprinodontiformes, Goodeidae. Gene Ontology annotation, biological process: regulation of transcription by RNA polymerase II; response to unfolded protein. Bases 343 to 2451 code for a protein of 702 amino acids. Gene Ontology annotation, cellular component: nucleus. The record is from RefSeq and is a predicted model, not a curated record. Gene Ontology annotation, molecular function: DNA-binding transcription factor activity, RNA polymerase II-specific; RNA polymerase II transcription regulatory region sequence-specific DNA binding. The transcript is spliced from 10 exons.
CUGCUGGUGCGAUUACCUCGAGUGUGUUUCGUCCGCGGUGGUUCGCUAGCUCCGAAGCUAGCUGGCUCUUGUUGAGUGUCGGGCUACAGCUGGGAUGAGGAAGGGGGCGGACGGAGGCCAUACUGACCGAGUUGCAGACCUGAAGCAUACAGAGAAACACACCAGACCACAACAGACCAGACGCUUUCUUCCCUUUCUUCCCAGCCUCUCAGGCUGCUUUCCCCCAGCACACUGUGAUCACCUCCCUCAGCAGUGUUUUAUUGUGCUGACCAACCCAGACCAGUGGGACUGGACAGGAGACCAGGAGGUUCCCACCACUGGAGCUCUAAGCUGUGCCUGGCGAUGCCUCAGCCCAGCGUCAGUGGGAUGGAGCCUCCCUUUGGGGACGACUUUCAGAACUACUCGUUUGCUGACCAGGCCCUAACCAGCACUGAGCUGCUGGCCACCAGCUCUGACCCAGAUUUCAUGUACGAGCUGGACACAGACAUGAGCCACCAGCAGAGUCCCUGUGGGGACAGCGUUGUGGGCAUUGGAGAUGGAGGCAAAGAGGUGGAGGGAGGCGUGGAUCAGCUCAUGGGCCUGGGCGACUGUGAGACGGUGUGCAGCAGCUCAGCGUUCGAACAGUGGGACUCAUACUGGGAAGACCUCACCAGAUACACACGGCUGGCCAGCUGUGACAUCUGGGGAACCAAAGAGGUGGACUUCCUUGGACUGGAUGACUUCUCCAGUCCCUACCAGGAUGAGGAGGUGAUCAGUCGAACCCCAACGCUGGCUCAGCUCAACAGUGAGGAUUCACUGCCUGUCUGUGAGAACCUCUACCCUCCCGCUGACCUAACGCUUCCUUGCAACCAGCCGCUCCCCUCUCAAAACAAGAGACUCCAGGGAUCGGGCGCCAGCUUGGUGCAACCAUCUCCGUGCUCCGCAUCCUCUUCCCAAUCCCGUCCUUCCAGAAGCCUUUUCGCAGACUUUCCUGAAAGUUCCCAAAAAGCAACCAGACCUGUUCCUUCAAGCACCGAGACUAUGGCUAAAACCCAGAACCAGGACCACACCCAAACUCAACCCAAGCCUCCGGGACGAGGGGCCAAGAUCGCCGGUCCAACAUCCAACCACGCCGACUUUGUGCGGAAAGCUAAAGUACGCGUGAGCUCUGCACCCAGAGCUCAAAGCGAAGUGAUGCCCCAGACCGAUUUUGAGAGGUCGGAUCCUCCUCUACCUCUCUCCCAGCCUCAAGACGAGAAGCCCUCCACUUCAGCAAGUGCCACUCAGGUGGCCCGUCCCACCCCUGUAGCCAGCACCUCAGCUAGCUUGGCAAGCUUUGAGAAGAAAGCAGAGGGGGCAACGCGGAGAGAGGUGCCUGUAGGAAGGUCAGCUACUGUGCCUCAGCUGGUGGAGGCGAACCAGACUCUGUGCGCUCCAACCGAUGCUGUGGCAGGAGCAUGUAGUGCAGGCGGCGGUGGGGUUUUAGUCGUCGAAGACCCAGAGCAGAGCAAGGAGGAAGAACACAACUACUCUCUGUUCCUGACCCGCAGCAGAGCUCAUUCACAGCUGGAGGAAGAAGACGAGGAGGAAGACGACGAGGAGGCAGAGGAGGACGAUGGUGACGGGCUUGACUUAGACGAUGAAGACCACGAUGAGGGUUUCGGCAGCGAGCACGAGCUGUCUGAGAACGAGGAGGAGGAGGAAGAGGAGGAGGAUGAAGACUAUGAGGCAGACAAGGAUGACGACAUGAGUGACGCCUUCUCCGAGCCAGGCUGUGACAUGGAGCUGACAGAGGACAUUAAAGGCCUGACGGCUGGAGUCUCCAGCCGUAAACGAGGCAAGCGUCGCUACUUCUGGGAGUACAGCGAGCAGCUCACCCCCUCCAAACAGGAACGGAUGCUGAAGCCCUCUGAGUGGGACAGACACACGCUGCCGAGCAACAUGUACCAGAAGAACGGGCCUCUCCAUGGAAAAUACAUGCUAAAGAAGUCUCGGCGCACAGAUGUGGAAGACCUGACUCCCAAUCCUCGCAAGCUUUUACAGAUCGGCACAGAGCUUCGCAAGCUGAACAAGGUGAUCAGCGACCUCACCCCCGUCAGCGAGCUGCCGCUGACUGCACGGCCACGGUCUCGCAAGGAGAAGAACAAGCUGGCGUCCAGGGCUUGCCGUUUAAAAAAGAAAGCUCAGUAUGAAGCAAACAAAGUGAAGCUUUGGGGACUCAGUACAGAGUACGAUCGGCUACUGUUUGUGAUCAACGCCAUCAAGGAGGAGAUAAUGCUGCGAGUGGAGGACUCAUCUCCCGGCUCAACCAACAUGACUGAGACUCUGGAGCGGCUCAUCGAGGAGACGCUUGUGCCAUCGCCUGUUGCUGGGCAGACUUCGGACUUUGUCAACAAGAUCUUGGAGAACACAGGACGCGGUGAUCCCACAGGAGGACUGGUCGGCCUGCGAGUACCCACCUCUAAAAUGUAGACAAAGCUUCUGUCCACCAAGAAGAGUGGACUACAUAUUACCACCGUGCUGUCCCGCUGUAACUAUCCUCCCCUCUGCAUGCCCCUACAGCUCAGAGUAGACACUCAUCGCCAAUCACUCAAACACAUAUACCACCUCCCUGUGCGUAAGUACGUGUGCUUGUUAUUGCCAUGCGGCUGUAUGGCACAAACCCUGGCUUUUUCACUGUCUCCCCAACCAUGGUGACCGACUGUUGGGAGAAGCACGUCCAAAAGCAAGUGGUGGUAAGGUAUAUCUGUAACAUCAUGUUCUAAAAUCCUAUGGUGAUUGUUAGAUGUGCAUAAAGUGGCCCUCUGCAGGCUUUAGGGACUGAGACUCACACGAGCAUAACCACUGGAACACUUUGUUUGAGGUGGUAAUAAACAGAGGGAAUGUUGUUACAUGCCAGAAACAAUCACCGGUUGAAGAAGCAUAAGUUAUCAUUUAUAUGAGGAGCUUUAUCCCAAAAAGCAAAAAAAAAAAAAAAAAACUAGAAGUUCCUGGAUGUUAAAUUGACCCCUUCACUGAAGCACUUUUACAAAGACAGUUCUGGUAGCCAAGAGAGCUGCAGAGGAGAAAAAAAAAGCAGGGUGGCAGGAAAUGUUUGUGACUGAAGGCCUAAAUCAAAUUCACGCCAUCCCCUGUUUGCCAAUCAGCUCAGCUGCUUGUGAAAACAGGUUUAACAUAUUAACGCAAGAUAUAAAAACGAAGUAGAAGAUUCAACCGAUCACACAUCCUGCUGGUUUGAGGGGAAGACUGCGACGUGUUACCCAAAACAACAGGAAGUGGUUGACAACGUGAGGUGGAAGUGCAUGUAGCAUGGUGCUUUUUUUUGGAGCUUUCUGCUGGUUAUAACUGGACUGGAAAAAGAUGAUGAGGAUGGUGAUAAAGAUGAAAUAAACAGCAAUCCAUCUCCAGGAAACUGUACAUAGUACAAGUGUCUCCCAGGCAUCAACUCCUCCCCUUUUUUGUACAGUAGAGUUGACCAGGCAGCGUGGUGGUGACGGUUUGAUGUGUUCAUACUAGUGUUUGAUCAGAGUUCUAUUCAUUGUGCCUUGUAUAUGUAUGUGUGUGUCUCUGUAAGCCUGAAUGAGUGUGUGUUAGAGACGGACUGGAGCUCCCCAAGGUCCAGUUUAGGAGAGGAGGUCGUUAAGGAGUGGGAGGAUGGGCACAAGUUGUUUAAAGAUAUUCUGAAUGUACAUAAACAAAUGGAAGCUCUUGUUGCGUGAUGCCACAGAGUCUGUGUAUAUAGGAGGGCUCUGCAAUAGAUUCCUUUCAGUUUUUGGUACUCUU